ACUGUGACGUCAUCAGAUGAGGAAGUGUCUAUCUGAAUACGGUGUAUUGGGGUGAUGGCAUCUUAUAAGAAGGUAUGAGAUUAUUGUUGACUCUGCAAAACGAACGACUUCAGUGACUCUGCUCUAAUCAGACCGCUUCAGAGAGAGAAGAUUGUCAUCGGGAUGAACCCCCUAGAAAGAUUAUUCCAGAGAAGAAUACCCUUAGACAGACAUACAACAGCUGUGCCAGAUUGUGUUUAAACCAAGAAACUGUGUGCUUAUCUGGGUCUGCCAUGAAGACGGAAAGUUGUGUGGUUAAAACUAAACUUGCCAAUGGCAUUUCUAGCAUGAUUGUGCCCAAGCAGAGGAAGCUGUCCGCAAACUACGAGAAGGAAAAAGAUCUCUGCGUCAAGUACUUUGAGCAGUGGUCAGAGUGUGAUCAAGUGGAGUUUGUCGAGCAUCUAAUCUCUCGAAUGUGCCACUACCAACAUGGACAUAUAAACACGUACCUAAAGCCAAUGUUACAGAGGGAUUUUAUCACUGCACUUCCAGCCCGUGGAUUGGAUCACAUAGCAGAAAAUAUCCUGUCCUACCUGGAUUCCAGAUCGCUGUGCUCUGCGGAGCUGGUGUGCAAGGAGUGGUACCGAGUGACAUCUGAUGGAAUGCUGUGGAAGAAACUUAUAGAGAGAAUGGUGAGAACAGACUCUUUGUGGAGAGGACUGGCAGAAAGGAGAGGAUGGGGUCAGUAUCUGUUUAAAAACAAGCCACCGGAUGGAAAGACACCACCCAAUUCCUUCUACAGAACACUUUAUCCCAAAAUUAUCCAAGACAUCGAGACGAUAGAGUCCAACUGGCGCUGUGGGCGGCACAGCUUACAAAAGAUUCAUUGUCGGAGCGAAACAAGCAAAGGAGUCUACUGUUUACAGUAUGACGACCAGAAGAUAGUGAGCGGCCUCAGAGAUAAUACCAUCAAGAUCUGGGAUAAAAAUACAUUGGAGUGUAAACGAGUACUGACAGGUCACACUGGGUCCGUUCUAUGCCUACAGUAUGAUGAGCGAGUAAUCAUUACUGGCUCCUCGGACUCCACAGUCAGGGUCUGGGAGGUGAACUCGGGAGAGAUGCUAAAUACACUGAUCCACCACUGUGAGGCUGUGCUACAUUUACGCUUCAACAAUGGCAUGAUGGUCACCUGCUCCAAAGAUCGCUCCAUUGCCGUGUGGGACAUGGCUUCUGCUACCGACAUCACACUACGGAGGGUCCUGGUUGGCCAUAGGGCAGCAGUGAAUGUGGUGGACUUCGAUGACAAGUACAUCGUCUCCGCCUCUGGGGACAGGACUAUAAAAGUGUGGAACACAAGUACAUGUGAAUUUGUCCGUACAUUAAACGGUCACAAACGUGGGAUUGCUUGCCUGCAGUACCGGGAUAGGCUGGUGGUGAGCGGCUCUUCUGAUAAUACUAUCAGGUUGUGGGACAUUGAAUGUGGGGCUUGUUUGCGGGUUCUAGAAGGACAUGAAGAAUUGGUACGAUGCAUUCGCUUCGACAACAAGAGGAUCGUCAGUGGAGCGUAUGAUGGGAAAAUUAAAGUGUGGGACCUUGUGGCUGCUUUAGAUCCUCGCGCUCCCGCUGGGACACUUUGUCUGCGGACACUUGUGGAACAUUCAGGAAGAGUUUUUCGCCUACAGUUUGAUGAGUUCCAGAUAGUCAGCAGCUCUCAUGAUGACACUAUCCUCAUCUGGGACUUUCUAAAUGACCCAGAAGCACUUGCGGAGUCCAAUCGUUCUCCUUCUAGAACAUACACAUACAUCUCAAGAUAAACCACACUUUAUAGUACCUCACAAUUACAAAGGAUUUAUAUGGAAAAUCUAGUAACUGAAUCAUCUGUGAAUGUCGGGAAAAUAAACUAUUAACUUGACCAGUAUUUGAGGAAGAAGAAAGAGCUGCUGGCACACCCUGGAAUAACGUGGUCAGACAACUGGAAGCAGCCCGGCCCUAUCUGCACAGCGGAUGACUGGAGUGCUGAAAUCUGAAGAUCAUUUUCUUUUACUUUAUUUAUUUUCUUGAACUCCUUCGUUGCUACAGGGGAUGCUGCUUAUUACGUAGCUGGAAGCUUGCACACUCCUGUGUCAGUGACUGAGAUAACGUUUAACAAACUGCUGCAAUGUAAGAAGCAAAGACUUAACCAAUCACAGAUCCUUUAAAUACAGUAUAUUUAAAUGUCUUGCCAGAGUGUCUGUUGCUUUGCUGUAAGCAGAAGAACAAUUCCUUUGAUGUCCCGUACUCACACUGCCUUCAGAUGUGGUUAAGUUUGGAAACUCGCUGAACUUUUGCAAGUAUUCGUGAAGUGCUGAGCGGAUAUAGGGUUAUUUUCUUUAUUAAGAAUAAUUAAGACGCGCAUAGUGAAAUAUAAUAACCUUUUUUUACCCUAGUAAGCAUGGGAGAUUUUCUUUUUUUAAAUUAUUGUUUUUCUAUUUUUUUUUUUUCUUUUUCAUUCUUCAUUGUUUGCUUGUAUAUUUUUUUUUGUUGCUUUCAAGUGCUGUAGCAUCUUCUAUAGAUCUAUAU
Molecule: messenger RNA, 2538 nt
Organism: Pseudophryne corroboree (corroboree frog)
Lineage: Eukaryota; Metazoa; Chordata; Amphibia; Anura; Myobatrachidae
Gene: BTRC
Product: beta-transducin repeat containing E3 ubiquitin protein ligase
Exons: 15
Coding region: 273-1793 (506 amino acids)
Molecular function (GO): protein dimerization activity
Source: RefSeq, a predicted model, not a curated record